Molecule: messenger RNA, 1923 nt
Organism: Oncorhynchus nerka (sockeye salmon)
Lineage: Eukaryota; Metazoa; Chordata; Actinopteri; Salmoniformes; Salmonidae
Exons: 5
Coding region: 178-1284 (368 amino acids)
Biological process (GO): regulation of DNA-templated transcription
Cellular component (GO): nucleus; cytoplasm
Source: RefSeq, a predicted model, not a curated record
UCAACAACAAAACUUGUGCGAACAUGUUUUCGUACCUUAAGAGCUUGUUGCUAAUUCAUUAGAAAUAGUUGAAGCUUCCAAAACAGUUUUAGUAGCUUAUUUUCUUUGUGCAUUGAUCGUUGCUGGUCCUUUCAGAUUAUAUUUGUUGUAGUGAAAUAGAAAAGUUGUUGCAGCGAUAUGAGCGACAGACAUGGAGGUUCUGAAAAGUUCAAUAGCCCAAGGCAGGUGGUCCUUCCUCCAUUCUCCAACAGGACCCUUCACCAUCCCUCCUUCCUGCCCCUGUACAUGGCAGCCAUGGGUUCGGCCCAGUACCCCUGGAGACCCCACCAACAGCCAGUACCAGUUAUGACUCCCUCAGAGUUCUUCUACACGGACCCCACCAUGCGCCGGGGACAACGGGUACCGAACAUCGUGACCGAGUUGCAGGUUUUUGAGUGCUUCCAACUCAACACCCCUCGCCCCAUCAUGUCCUUUUGCCCCGCACCCCCCGUCAGACCUGACCCCUUCAGAACACAAGCCCACCCUACCAGAGACCUGGGUGGCCACACCUGGAGGAGGGACCCUCCCCAUCUGCCCAUCACCCCCAGGCUGAGGCCCCUUGCACCCAGGCCCAGAGAGAGGGGACGGAGUCAGGCUGUGAUCCAGCUAAGCCUGGAGGAGGAUCAGGCUAUAACCAACCUACUGAAGCUCCAUCACCAAAAGCCUGCCCAUCCAGAGGUCACCACUGCCGUCAUCUCCACCCAGGUGGCUUGUCCUGAAGGGACAUCGCCAAUUGAUCACACCUCAACCCUUAGCCAGCCAUCAGUGGGUCAGUACAUUCCCACCACCAAACCAUCUCCAGCUGAAGAGAUGGGGCUCUUUCAUAGAGAGGACCAGCUCUUUGUGUUGGACAUCUUGGAGCACCAACAUCAGAACCAGCCCAGACUGAGGUCUGUUGUGGAGCUGGAGGCAGCGAACGCAUUGCUCACUAUGGAUGAGGAGUCGGUCAGUCUUAUGGAUGAUGAAGGGCCCUGGAACCAGACUCAGACCCUGGACAGGCCCUCUAACAGAAGCCCUGAGAAUCUACAUCUCCAGUACUUCUCACCCGAAGAGUGUGAUGGUGAUACACUGCCAUUAGAAGACGAUGAAAGCUGCCUAUCCCCAGAAGCUUUGCCUCCAAUGACCAGUAUUUGUGAUGCGGUGGCUCUGAGAAAUGGGACUGUCACAGAGUCUGAGGGGAUGGCUGUGGAUGCCCUGUUAAUACUGGGUGACCUCACAACCCCAUGUUGUCCUCAUUUCAGUUAAUCGCCCUCAAAUGUGCACAACAUAUGACAGUUAAUCUCAGGUUCAAUUCGAGAAAACAAAACUGUAAUUGAAAACCUUUUUACAAGUGUGCACCACACAGUUUAAUUAACAACUUCAUUUUCCUUUAUGCCUUUUUGUAUUUUGUUACUUGCCAAAUAGUUCAAAUAUUAUAUUAAUAUUUCAGACUAAAGUCAAUCUUAUUUGAUCUGUUGAAAAAAACACUCCCAUUGAAAAACAUGAUCGAGUUUUAAUAAGAACACUGGUCUUGAACCAGAGUAAACCCACUCACUCAAACAAACGGAAUGGAAUGUGGUUUUAACCUAUAAGCAUUCAGUAUUAGACCCACCCGUUGUAUAUAGAGGUAAUAGAGACCUGUUGAUAUCAUAACAGUAUGGCUUCACUAGAGCUCCAUGUUACCAAUAUUACUACUGUACAUCACAAACAACCAGGUUUUGUGGUCUUGACAUUAUGUUUGCGACUUGGCUAUGACUUUUUUUGUGUCCAGAAAUGGCAGUCAAAUGUAUUCAACCCUGUAGUGACGACGAUAACACAGCUGUAGGACUUGUGCUUCGAGUACAAUCCAUUGGAAGGCACUUCAGAGUUUGAUCUAUACUUGAUAUACCACCUGAUACGUGCAAA